GCGAGUAGCAGGAGAAGGAGAGCCGGGAGAAUGAGGGGAGAGAGAGAAGGCUGCAGAAGGCGCGAGCUUAAAGUUUCCCCGUUAUCGGCGCGCGUCUAAGCAACUGAUAAAAGACCGUGUUCCUACGGACAGAUAACGUGCGGAAUGGCCCGGUAUAAAGAGUCAUAGAUAGAGGCAGAUAAAGCACGGUCCACGGAACAGCGGCGGCAUGGCCGGGCAGCACUACUGCCUGCGCUGGAACAACUACCAGUCGAAUAUGACGUCGGUGUUCCACCAGCUCCUGCAGACCGAGUCCUUCGUCGACGUCACCCUGGCGUGCAACGAGGCCUCGUUAAAGGCGCACAAGGUGGUGCUGUCGGCCUGCAGCUCCUACUUCCAGAACCUCCUGCUGUCGAACCCCUGCAAACACCCGACGAUCAUCAUGCCGCAGGACGUCUGCUUCAGCGACCUCAAGUUCAUCAUAGAGUUCGUCUACCGCGGCGAGAUCGACGUUUCGCAAGCGGAGCUUCAGUCGCUCUUGAAGACGGCCGACCAGCUGAAGAUCAAGGGCCUGUGCGAGGUGCCGGAGAACAGAGACGGUCCGCCACCCGUGAGCCUAAGCUCGCCACCGAGGGAGUCCAGCACCCCGAGGUUGAACUACACGAAGCUGAAGAAGCACCAUCAGCGGUACAAGAGACCCAGAAUCGAGCGGCCCACGUUCGAGCAGCGCGCCACCGAUCCGAGACAUUACGAUCGCUACAAAGAGGAGGAGGCCAACAACGAUUACAGCCGCGAUAACAAAGAGAACCAUCGGGACUGGCAGGCUGAAGAUGAAGAGUGCACGGAGACAGCAACAGCAGCAGUAGCACUGGAAACUUGCCAACGUAAUAAUAACAACAACAACAAUAACAACGGUAACGGCACGAGUAACAACGGUGACAUGUUCUGUCACACAGGGCUAGGGCACUACGGCCACCAUCCGGAUCCCGGAGAGGUCGAUUUGCCCCCCGAGACCCAACCCACCCCACCCAGCGCCACCCUAGUCGGCACCACCAUCACCCACCUGAGGGAUCCGGAUCAUCAUUCUACAGAGAUUCAGAAUUGCGACAGCGUCAAGAUCAAGUUCGAGACGCUGCACACGAUGGACUCCUCAGACACGAUCGACAUAGACAGUCACAUGUCGGAUCGGGCGAGUGUGAGCUCGAAGAACGCCGCCGACAGCGACAACAUGAUGAUGAUAACACCGGAGCUGCUAGGGCUGAUGCCGUCGGGAAGCUCCGGCCAGUCGGACUCGGGCGAGAACAAUUCGAGGGGGCACAGCGGACAGUCCAGCUCGCAUCAUCACGGCUCCAAGUCUUGGACGCAAGAGGACAUGGACGCGGCUUUGGAGGCGCUAAGAAAUCACAACAUGAGCCUGACGAAAGCUUCAGCAACAUUCGGUAUUCCCUCGACGACUCUGUGGCAACGGGCACAUCGAUUGGGCAUCGACACGCCGAAGAAAGACGGCCCCACGAAGUCCUGGAGCGACGAGAGCUUGAACAACGCUUUAGAAGCUCUGCGCACCGGCUCCAUUUCGGCUAACAAGGCGUCCAAAGCGUACGGCAUACCUUCCAGUACAUUGUACAAGAUCGCCAGGAGAGAAGGUAUCAGACUGGCCGCGCCGUUCAACGCGAGUCCCACUACGUGGACGCCCGCUGAUUUGGAUCGCGCCCUAGAAGCAAUAAGGUCUGGUCAGACCUCCGUGCAGAGAGCGUCGACGGAAUUCGGUAUACCUACGGGGACUUUGUACGGAAGAUGCAAGCGGGAAGGAAUCGAGCUUAGCAGGAGCAAUCCCACGCCGUGGAGCGAGGACGCUAUGACUGAAGCUCUCGAGGCCGUCAGAUUAGGGCACAUGAGCAUAAAUCAAGCGGCGAUCCACUACAAUCUGCCGUACUCGUCACUGUACGGGCGCUUCAAGAGAGGCAAAUACGAGGAGCCCGUCGUCGGCGACAUCUCGCAGGACGGCACCAGUCCACAUUUCCAUCAGAGCCCCAACCAGAAUCACUCGUCCGCCCUUCCAGAUCAAAUGCCUUAUCCGGGCAGCUGAAACUUACCUCUUUACUAGAGUAUUAAGUUAGCUUAAGCUCCGAACUUUUCGAUUCGCGGCAGCUCCUCAAACAACUCUUUAAGCAAACACGCGCGGGCGGCAUUCUGAAAGAUUUAGAUACCGAUCGGAAAGAGAGGGAGAGAGAAUGUCAUUACAAAAGGACACACCUACGAUAGGACGCAGAUUUACCCGCAGUAUUAAAAGUGGAUCGCCGUAAGCAAACAUUAUGUACAUUGUAUGAUUUUUAUGUCGGAAUAAGAAACGUAGAUUAUACUAAUUUAUAAGAAUUAUUUAUAAAAAGAGCACACUGUACAGAGACCGGGGGGUGCCCCAACGAAAACUACUUUUAGCCUGUAAGUCAUUACGAAGGUGAGGAUAGAUAUUACGAACAACAGGGCGACAGUAUCCUGUUAUGCGGAAACGUGCGAAGAAAGUAACGCUAUUCGUUAUUACAAUCGACAGUAAGAGAUUCUGUUGUAACAAUAAUUUCCUGAAGGUACCUUUCAAAGAUUAACGCGUUUUUAAGUUUCACGAUUUAUAUUAUCGUCAAAUAACACAUUAAAAUUGACGUAAUAAAUCCUGGAAAUGAAGAGUGUUUGUUGCAUGAUAAUUUCACAUAACAAGGAUACAUUCGUGAGCAUGUAUCGAUAGGGGAGAGAGAGCGUAUAUAUAAUUUAGUGCUAUCCACAAAAUUUGAAUACGUAAUGAGGAGAGACAUUUGUUAUAAUACGAAUGGUUGAAACGAAAUGAUGUUAAGGACAAAAUUUUCAGGAUCCACGAAUGAUUUUCUUUUGACGCGUUGUCCCCGCGUUUUAUUUUGGGCAAAAUCAACAAACGCAUUUUAUUGUUUUGGGUCAGGUAAAGUUGACUAAGGCCAAUUAUUCAUAGUCAGAUGUUAUAUUCAAGACCGUCUUGAAUUUAUCUAAAGAUACUGUAUUGAACAUUUCAUUGGCCAUGGAGUGGCCGUCUAAGGAUGAUA
This is a messenger RNA of Vollenhovia emeryi, 3044 nucleotides long. RefSeq names its product protein bric-a-brac 2 (gene Psq). NCBI's taxonomy places the organism in Eukaryota, Metazoa, Arthropoda, Insecta, Hymenoptera, Formicidae. The transcript has 9 exons. The record is from RefSeq and is a predicted model, not a curated record. Gene Ontology annotation, cellular component: nucleus. Gene Ontology annotation, molecular function: protein binding; DNA binding. The coding region runs from base 209 to 2065 and encodes 618 amino acids. Gene Ontology annotation, biological process: regulation of transcription by RNA polymerase II.